AUGAGCACGUGGAGAGAAGGAAAUUCAAGAAACGAUAGUUCAGAUAAUCAUCAGUUUUGGUCAAAUCUCGAAAAUCAAUAUUUUUCAAAUUUUGAUAAAAGGAUAAUAAGCACAUUUGAAGAUCAUAUAAAAUGCACUGAUUAUAUAUGUAAUAAAAUAAAAAAUAAAAAAAUAAAAAAGGAGAUAUUUCAAAAUAUUAAAUGCCAAAAAAGCUCGGUUAAAAUUAAAUUAAAUAUAAAUGAUAAAAAAAAUGAAAAAAAAAAAAAUGGCGCAGCAAACAUUUCAAAAUAUAUGCUUCAAAAUAAUCAAUUCCUUAAUAAUAAUCCAUUUGGUCAAGAUAAUUUAUUCAGUCAACAUAAUAAUCAGUUUUUAAUAGAUCCUAAAAAUGAUAUAAGGAAUUAUAAAACACAUAUAAAUCCACUAUUUAACGAUAAACAAUAUAUAGAAAAUGUGAACCAUAUAAAUAAUAUAGAAAAUAUGAUGAGCAUAAAUCAUAUGAACAAUCGGUUUAGAGAUUAUCCACCAAUGUUUCGUAAUGAAGCAUGUUUUAUCGAUUGUAUGCCAAUGGCAGGUAACAAUUUAUUAUUAAAUACAAUGCCCAAUAAUGCAAAUAUAGAAAAAAAUGAAUUAAACUAUCAUGAUGAUAUGAAUAAAAAUAUAAACUUACCCUCGACAUGCAAUACUAACGAAACAAAUGAUAUAAGCCAAACUAAUUUAAACCCUACAGAUUCAUAUGAUAAUAAAAAUACUCAGCUUGAUAACACAAACACAGAUCCUAAUAUUAUUAAUCCUAGCAUCGAUAAUAGUAAUAAAAACAUUGACAUUACUAAUUUAAACGCCGAUAAUUCUAAUAAUUUAAUCCAACAUGAGCAUACAGAAAAUAGUAAUGCUCCCAACAUUAAUGAUCAAACUAAUGUAAAUGAAACUGAUAAUAAUGAAGAAAAUAAUGAUGUAAAUAAUGAAAAUAAUGCCGAUAUAGCUAAUAAUAACGAACUUAGCGGAAACAGUAAUGAUAAUGUCGACACUCUCGGUAAAUCCGAAAAUGACGACAAUGUACAAGGAAACGAAGUAAACAAUUUGCAAAAUGCGUCGGAAAAAAAUAACACACCCGUUUCCUAUUGUCCACAAAAUGAAGCAUCCUUAUCCAGUGAAAAUAAAAAUGAUGCCAUCGAAAACGUCGUUAUGACUUCAAAUGAUAAUGAAGACAACGACAAGAAAAAUGGCAAUGAUGUAAGCGAUUCAGCUUCUCUAAAUAAUAAAGAAGGUACAACUGAUGCCUUAUCUAAUGAUCUAAACAAUUGUGAUCCUUGUAACAAUAAUAACAUAGAAAAUUCUUCAAUUAAAAACGAAGAAAAUUCUAAUAUUAGCAAUGCCAUGGAAUAUGGAAUGAGAAAUAUUAACAGUGAGGGUGUAAUAGAAAAUGUAAACAAUCUAAGUAAUACAAUAAAUGCAAAAGGAAUGGAUUCAUCUUUUACUCCAAACAUUGACAAUAAUGAUAACAAUUAUUUUUCUCCAUUUAAACAAUUUAAUAACAAUACAUAUCCCAAUUCUAUGACCAACCCUUAUGAUAAUAAAAUAAAAACAGAUAUGAAUAUCUAUCCACCCCCAAUGAAUAAUUUUAAUCGGGAUAUAUAUCCCCCUCAUGAUGUUCAAGCCACAAAUAUAUACUCUAAUAUAUAUCAAAAUAAUAAAUGUGAUCAAAUUGGAAUAAAUGAAGAAAACAUGUUAUUUAUGAAUAAAAAUAUGGCUAUGUAUAAUAAUGGUAUGCCUAGAGAUAUAAUUAAUGGACCUAAUAAAUCUUUACCUUUUAAUGAUAUGAUAAAUUUUAAAAAUAAUAAUUUUUAUCCAAAUGGAUAUUACAAUUUUAAUGAAAUGGUAAAUUAUCAAAAUGCUAUGGCAUUCGAUAAAUAUGGAAAUGAUAAAUAUUAUAAAAAAUUAAAAAAUGAUAAAUCUAAAAAUAAAAGAAAAAAUGAAACAAAAAUGAGAAAACACAGUCAAACGGAUGACCAAGAAAAAACUCAUACUAGAUUACGAACCUCUAGGCAUGAUGGAAAAUUUUUUAAUCCACUUUUAAAUAAAAAAUAUGAUGGUGUAGGAAGGUUACCAUAUAUACAUAAUACGCCAAUUCCUAACGGUUUACACAUAUCUGUAUAUGUUCCCAAAAAUUAUGAUUUUUCUGAAAACAAUGAAAAGCCAAGUAUUUAUGACGAAAAAAUUGAGGAAUCUGAAACAGCAAACAACAUUGAUAAAAGCACCGAUAAUAAUGACCAUUCCAUUGUUAGCCCUAUUGAUAACACUAAUCAAGUCUGUGAUAUAAAAAAAACACCAGAACAACAAGACACAUACGAAAUAGAGACAUUGGCAAGAUUAUUAACAGAAAUUACUUUAGGAGAUAAGAAAUAUUUAUCAAACCGACAUAUAACAAUGGAAGAUAAAGAAAGGUGUUAUAAAUGUUUUUUAGACGAAUUAAAAAAUUAUAAUACAUUGCCAAUUAUUUUAGGUAAUAUAUUACCAUACUGGAAUAAACAAAAAAAUAAUAAUUUAGUAUACAAAAUUAAAAACUUAAGAGCUAACAAUGCAAAACCAAAGUAUAUUCCAAUUCAAAGUGUGAACAAGGUUUUAGCACGAAAAAAAAUUAAGAAGAAAAAAAUACUCAAAAAAAAAAAAAAAAAAAAAAAGAAAAAAGCCAAAAAAAUAGAUUCAACCACAAAUUUACUUAAUGAGUCAAACUUAACUGAACAAAACGCUUUAAAAAAUGAAGAAGUUUCAGAACUAGACAAAACUAAUGCAGAAAUAAGUACUGAACAAAGUUUGCCAACUAACAAAACUGAAAAUGAAAAGGAGGGGACAGUCAUAAAAACUGAAGAAAAAAAACCCCAAAAAUCAUGGAGAAGUUAUUUCCUAAUGGGUAGAAGUGAUAAUAAGACAACUGAUGAUGAAAAUGCUUUGAAAAAAAAUGAGGAUGAAAAGAAUGAUAAGGAGACACAAUCAGGAGAAGGAAAAGACGAACAUGCUACAGACGAAAAUAUCAAAAAAAUAUCUUCUAAUGAUGAAAAAAAAGAAAAAAUAAUAAAUUCCAAAAAAUCAAAUCUUAAAAAAAAAUCAAAAAAUAAACUUCGUCAUUUUGGAACGUAUGGAAAAAUCGGAUCAUUUAAUUUUUUAAAAAAAUAUAAAUUUAGUACACCAAAGAAUAGUGCUGUUCCAUUUAAUAGCUCUAUAUUUUCUUUGCAAAAAAAUCAACAUAUGUCAAAUGUUUACUUUGAGUUUAUAUUGACAAAUAUUAAUUUAGAUAAAUAUAAACGCAAUAUAUUAAAUGUAAAUUAUAACCAUAAUAAUUCUAUCAAUAAAAAAAAUAGAAUACAUUGCAUCAAACUGGCCAAGCUACGUAAUACUAAUACCAACAAUUCAGCCAAUAGUAAAAGUAAAAAAAAUAUAAAUCAAACCUCGCAAGAAAAAACAGAAAACAAUAAAUUUACAACUACAAAUAAGAAUGAAAACACAAUGGACAGUAACAAUUAUUUAGAUGGAACUGUAAAUACAACUAGCAAUAGUUGCAUUGGUGAUUCUACUUUAUUUACACCAAAUAAAUUAGAACAAGACAAAUGCCCAGAUUCUGUAGAACAAUCAAAUAACAUUACUAAUACAGAAAAUAGUACUGAAAAAAAAAAUGUUGAAAAUGAGAUAAGUACACUUAAUGAAACUGGCAAUGUUGAUAUGCUUUUAAAAAAUAACAAGCAUAACCAACAUAUUAAAAAUAUAAAUGAAGAAAUAUGUAUUUUAUUUUCAAGAUAUAUGCACAAUAUUAAACAACAAAAAAAAAUUAUUGUAAAAUUAUUAGAUAGUAUAAAAAAUGAAAAGAAAAAACCAUAUAAAUAUUGGUACUCAAUAGAAGAUAAAAUGAUUAAUUUUUAUAUAAACGAAUAUUUAAAAAAUAAAUUAAAUACUAAACAUACAUAUACAUUAUCAAAGCAAAUUGUCGAUUUAUUAAAAUUAAGAGUAACUGUUAAUCAUAGUUCUCAGUUACCUAAUAGUUGGACUGAAAAAGCUUUAUGUAAUAUUUGUAGCGUAGGUGAAGAUUGGGAUGAUAAUCCAAUCGUUUUUUGUGACUGUUGUUAUACACCUAUGCAUUCUUUUUGUACUGGAUUUAGAAAUGUUAAAAAUCAAAAUCUAGUAAAAAGAAAUCCAAAUAUGUCUGAUAAAGAGGAUACAAAAAAUAAUGAUAAUGAAAACGAAGAAAAUACGAAAUAUAAAAAUAAUAAUUAUAAAUAUGCAGGACCAAAAAAUAGUGCAUAUAAUAAUACUAACGGCGUUAAUAAUAAAAAUGAUUAUUAUCAACAAUAUAAUAAAGAAGGUCAAAUUACUAAAAAUUAUUUUAAUAAUAGUGAUAUAAAUAAAGAUGGAAAUAAAUAUACACAUGAUAACAAUAAUUCCUCUGGCAACCCUGGAAAGAAUGGUAGUGAUGAUAAAAAUAAAAACAAAAUUAAUUUAAAUGUUAUGAAAUAUUUAAUGGAGGAUAAUUUCAUUGACAUAAACUCUCCAAAUAGUAUGUUCAAUUCAGUUGUAAGUAAUAAUAAUGAUGAAAAAAAUGAUAAUGAAAAAAUGGAUAGUGAAAAAGAAGAUAGUCAAACAAAUUAUGCUACAUUGGAUACUCAAUUGACAAAUAAUGAAAAUAUGGAUAUAAAGAACGAGCACGAAAAUAGAGACGAUGAAGGUUAUUAUAAAUGUGGACUAAAUGACACUAACGAUAAUGAUAAUACUGAUAAAACUGAUGAAAAAAAAGAAUCAUAUAUAGAUACUUCUAUAUUUACCCAUGAAAAGGAAGAUAGACACGAUGACGACGAAGAAUCGAGCCAAAUCAAAAUGGAAAAUCCAAUUAUAGACCAAAAUAUAGAUCAAUCAAUUUCGAAACCAAUCAAUGAAAAAAUAAAACAAGAAACAAAUAAAAUUUCUACUGAUGCCGCCAAAACUAAUACUGGAUAUCCACCAAAUACAGAAGAAGAACAAUGGAUUUGCCCACUUUGCUCUUAUUUAAGAAAUCAGAUAUUGUAUAUUGAAGAUUCUGUUGCAUUUAAAAUUAUUAGACAUUUAAGUGGGCCUCAAAAAAAAAAAGAUAUUGAUUUAUUAAUUAAAGCAUGUAACGAAUAUAUUAAUGACAAUAAUAAUAACAUACAAAAACCUGGUGAUACUGCUAAUAAUGAGCAAAAUAAUAAUAAAAAUGAAGUUGAUGAUAAAAAAAAGAAAGAAACAUUUUCUUAUAUACCCCCAGAAGAAAUCAUUUUUCAAAGCACCUCUCAAAUGUAUUCGUAUAAAUAUAAAUCGAUUAUGCUUUUAUUUGAUGUUGAGUAUGAUAUAAAUUAUUAUAAGUUAAAAUAUCAAAUAGAAAUAAAGGAUAGUCAUGAUUUCUUUGAAAAAAUUGUUCUUAAAAAUCCGAAUAUAUAUAAAUAUAAAAAUAUUUUCAAUACUAUUAUGGUUAGUAAAAUUGAUAAAGAUAAUAAUUAUACGAAAUUUAUAAAUGAAAAUAUUAAAAUAUUUAGACAAGAAUCUUUUUAUAUUAAUCCAAAUUUUGAAGAUAGUGAUACUGAGGAAGCCGAGCAAGAAACCAAAAAAAAAAAAAGAGGUCGAAAGCCUCUAUUAAAUAAAAAUGAAUAUUCUAAUAAUAAACCAUAUCAUGAUAAAGUUUCAAAUAAAUUUAUAAAUAAAAAAAAUAAAAUACGAUCAAAGCAAGGUGGCACAGUUAAUAAACCACCAUAUAAUAAAAAUAAUAAUGUUACUUUAGAUGCUAAUGGCAAUGUAAUAGUUAGAAAAAGAGGAAGACCACUUGGAAGUACUAAAUUAAACAAAAUGAAAAUGCUUGCUCUUAAAAAUAAAAAUAUUACAAAAUCAGAAAUUACUCCCGAUGAUAAUCAGGAAUAUCCAAUUCAGGAAAAUCAGGAUACUUCUAUUACUACUGGUCCAAAUUCAUCUAUUCCGGCUUUGCCAAAUAGUCAAGUAAAUACCUUUUCUUCGAAUUUGAAUGAAUUAGACAACAUUAAUAAUAAAUCAAAUGAAAAUGAUAAUAAAAAUGAUGAUGACUCAGAUGGCUCUCAAUGUGACAAUAAUAAUGAAGAAGAAACAAUUAAAAUGGAUAUUGAGAUAAAAAAGGAAAAUCAAAGUCAAUAUAUCUCUUCCAACAAAAAUAGUGUAGAAUUUGGACAGUCCACUAAUAUUCUAAGUGUUAAUAAUAUAAAUGAAAACAAUAUAAGCUCUGGAUUGGAUGAAAAUGGAACAUUGCUAAAAUAUAACUAUAGUAAAAAUUUUUCAUUUGUUUUUAAAAUUCCAACGUGCUGUAUCUGCGAAUUUGGUUCAUUUUAUCAAGGAGGAGGACCAAUAAAAAGAACAAAUAAAAAAAAUCAAUGGUGCCAUAUUCGAUGCGCAUCAAUUAGUAAUUGUAUAAUAGAAGAUAAAAUUGAAAUCUGUAAUAGAGAAAGAAAUAAAUAUAAAUGUUCAUUAUGUUUACGUACUAAUAAUAUAGGUAUAAUAAAAUGUAAUGUUGCUGAUUGUUACAAAUAUUAUCAUAUAUCUUGUGCAACUUCUUCUAAUAAAUAUUUAAUAGAAUUAAAUGAAAAUAAUAAAUUAGUUUUAUUUUGUUCAAAUCAUUCUCAAAAAAAAGCACCAACAGAAAUAUUAAGAAAAUAUCAAAAUUUAAGAGAAAAAGAAUAUGCCAAAAAUAAAUUAGAAGAUAAAAUAAAUGUUGGAAAAAUGUUUGAUGCAUAUAUAUUACAAAAUUAUUUAAAAAUAAGUGACAUGAAAUUAUUUAAUCUUUUAUCAUUAUCUUCUUUAUCUGUAUUCAAAGAUUCGGUUAAUUUCAAUUAUGAUAAAUUUAAUCAAAGUAUGAAAAAUUAUUACAAUAAUACCCCAAAUGAUGAGUUUAACGACCUUUAUCAAAAUUUUGAUCAGUACUUAUUAGGAGAAGGAAAAGGUAUUUUCAACAAUUCUGGAUUAACUAAAACUUAUAUGAAAAAAUCACUAAAAGAAAACGAUGAUCUAAAUUCUGAAGUUAAAAAUGAAAAAGACCAGAUUGAUGUAAGUGAUAAUGGAACUAAACAAAUUAGCAUUAAUGAUGAAACUGCUGAAGGGGCAGAACGUGAAUAUGUUGAUCAAAUUAGAAAACUCGAUAAUAUUAAGGAAGAAAAUGAUAAAGCAGAAAAUAUUUCGCAUGAACAAAAAGACGAACCAAACAAAACUGAACAAGAUGAAGAUAAUAAAAUUGGAAAUGAUGCUGAAAAUAUGCUUUUGGCACUAGAAGAACCAACUAAAGUAGAAAAUCCACCCAUAGAUAUACUCGAUAUAGAAAAUAUUAAUAAAAUAAGUACUAGAAAAUGUAAUAAUAUUAUAAGUAUAAGUAGUUUUAAAAAUAUAUAUAAUGAAAAUUUAUUAGAUGAGGAUUCCUUGUUAAAAUUAAUAAUGUACGACUUUUUAAAUCUUCAAAAAGAUAUACAAGAAUUUAAUAGUACCAUAUUAAGUGAUAAAUAUAAAAGAUUAAAAAAUUUUGAGACUAUAUUAUUAUUAUAUCCACAUUUUAAUGAUUAUCAAUUGAAAAAGUUAUCAGAAUUAAUAUUAGAAAAAUAUAAUUCAAAUAUUUUAAACAUAAAAACAGAUGAUUCAUUUAUCGCAUUUUUUAAUAAAUUUCUUUCAUUGUUGAAUAGCAAAAAUCUGAUGAUAUGCAGUGUUUGUUUGUCAAGAGCAAUUUAUAAUGAACCUCGAAAAGAUUCAAAAAAAACAGAAACUGAUGAAAAUCAAAAUUCCAUAAACACAUCUAAUAUUGAUAACACAAAUAAUACCACUCAAACUACACUAAAUGAAACAAAUCAACUAAAGCGAAAAUUGAGAGGUACUUCAAGCAAUAUAACUGAUAGUUUUGAAAAUAAAAAAGAAAGAAGAUUAGGCUCAUUAAGUGUUUUAAAAAAAUGCUCACAAUGUAAUGUAUUUAUAUGCUACUUUUGUUGUCAUAGAAUGAAUAUAGACAUGAUUAAAAAUUUUAUAAAUAAUGAUAUUAAAAUGAAAUCACUUGAAGCUGCAGAAAAGCUUAAAAAUAAAGAUGCACCUCCUCGCCCUCUUGUACGAACAAAUAAAGUUGGAAGACCAUGUAAAAAUCCUCUCAAACUACUUGCAGCAGCAGCAGCCAAUGCUCCUACAGCUUCCUUAGCUCCCAAUGCAAAUGUUCCAACAACUUCAGAAUCAGCUAAACCACUUGAAUCAACUACAAAUUCCAAAUUAGAAAAUAAUGAAAACUCUCAAAAUCAAUCAAAUGAUUUGAAAAAUGAUUCAAACAAUCUUAAUGCACCAAAUAAUGAGCCUUCAAAAGAUAGUAUGAAUUGUGAUGUAAAUGAAAAUAAAGAAAUAACAAAUCAACAAAAAGAAAAACAAAAUGGUGAUAGUCAAGGUAUUAAUGAUGCUACAAACAAUAAUUUAGAUCCAGAAAAAAAUACAGUAGUUGUGAAAAAAAAUAGACCAGGUAGAAAAAAGCUUGAUCCUAAUGCUAAGCUAAACAUGUUGAAAAACAUUAUCCCUAAAACUAAUGAAGAAGAAAAAGAAGAAGAGUUUAUAUGCCCACGAUGUGAAUAUUUCAAAAUAAAGAAAAAAAUCGUUUUUUGUUCUUAUUGUCCAAGAUUAGAUGGAUUUUUAAACUGUUUUGAAGAUAAAGUAAAAAAAGAAUUACAAUUUGUUCAUCCUAAAUGUUUAGAAUAUGUUAAUACUGCUUAUUCAAAAAAAAAUAACAUUAAUGAAACCAAAGCAGGAGGCUUAAAAAAAGUAUGCAGCUAUUGCAGAAUAAAACAUGGUAUAGUUAUCACAUGUAGUAAUACAGAUUGUGAUGCUUCAUUUCACAUAUCUUGUGGUAUAUUGUUAGGAUGUAAAAUGGACAAUUUUUUUGGAAGAGUCGAUAUAUAUAAUCCUAAAAAAGCUUAUUGUUUUAAACAUACGUUUCAAAGCUGCAAAAAAAAUACAUUAGCUAAUUUUAUUAAUACAAAUAAAUUAUUUUACUUUGAAAAUUUUCUAUAUUUCCCAUUCAAUCAUUUAUAUAAUUUCUUAUUGGGUACUUAUAUAUUUAAUUAUUUAAACAAAAAAUGCAUAAAUCAUUUAUUGAAGCCUAUCAAAAUAUCUGAGCCUCCAUCUAUAAGUGCAUUAUUUGAAAAAACACAAUUUGGUAAUAUAAAAAGAAGUAUGAUGAUACCAUUUAAUGAUUACAGAAAAGCACAUAAAGACAAAAUGGGUCUUAAUAGCGAAUUUGAUUCUUCACAACCCAGUGCAAACAUAUACAGUAACGAUAUUAACAACCCCGGCAUGGCUCAAAAAAUGUUCAAAUCAAUGGGUUAUAAAAAUGAAGUAAAUUCUUUAAUGCCUCCAUUAAUGAAUAUGCAUCCUGACUAUAUGGCAGCAAAUAAUUAUAACUUAUUAGACCCUAUGAAUAAACUAAAGGAUAAUAUGUUAAUGUCAGAUAAAAGAAAUAUGAUGAAUAUGCCACCGGAAUAUUAUAAAAAUGGCUAUAUGAUGCAAAAUAAUCCUAAUAAUAAACGAACUAAAAAUAGUCAUGGAUAUAUUGACGAUGAAAUAACUGGAAAUACUAUGGCCAUGUCAGAACAAAAUGAUGCUGAUGAAAUGAGACAAUUUUCAAACUAUGGUUUUAAUCCUAGAUCCAUUGAUAAUAAUAGCCUUAUGUAUUAUAAUAAAAAAAUGGAUGGUAAUCCUAACAUGCUUCCAUUUUUUAACAAUAAUAUUGGUGGAUUAAAUCAACAAAACUUUUAUAACUAUUAUGGCCAUAAAUAUGAUCCCAAUUUAGAUAAAAAUAAUCUUUUGAACAAAAAAGGAAAUAAAAAUAAUGGCGGUGUAAGGAAAAGAAGGAAAAAAAUGCAACAAGAUAAUGUAAAUCCAUACAAAAAAUUUAAUGCAAAUAUUAUGAACACAUUAGAAAAUAAUAAUGGUACAGAAGCUCCUGUACAAGUAAAAAAAAGAGGUCGAGCUAAAAAAAAUAAAAAUCUCAAUAUUGAUAAUGCUAAUUUAGAUAGCAUAAACCCUUAUAAGCAAUCCUAUGAUAAUCCAAAAUCAUUUUUAAAGAAUGACUUUAUAGACCCAACGAAAAAUUAUAGUAAAUACAGCCAAUAUAUGGAUAAAGAUAUUAAAGAUUUCGAUACAGAUUUAAUAAAAGAUGAACAAAUAUAUAAACAAAAAAAUGAAAACGAUAUUAAUGAUGGUCAAAUAUAUUGCCCAGUAUGUAAAUUUGUUUAUGAAGAAUUAAGUGAUGGAUCACCAGCUGAUGGAUUAAAUUGGAUUGGAUGUGAUAAAUGUGAAAGAUGGUAUCAUUGGAUAUGUUGUAAAUAUUCUAUUGACAAUCCACCAGAUAUGGAAAAUGAUUGGUAUUGUAGUAUGUGCUUAAACAGCUAA
Messenger RNA from Plasmodium vinckei vinckei, 10419 nucleotides. Its product is annotated as zinc finger protein, putative. Lineage: Eukaryota; Apicomplexa; Aconoidasida; Haemosporida; Plasmodiidae. The record is from RefSeq and is a predicted model, not a curated record. The transcript has a single exon. The coding region runs from base 1 to 10419 and encodes 3472 amino acids.